Molecule: messenger RNA, 132 nt
Organism: Acanthocheilonema viteae
Lineage: Eukaryota; Metazoa; Nematoda; Chromadorea; Rhabditida; Onchocercidae
Source: the annotation of a GenBank genome assembly
AAUACUCUCGAUACACCACCUGAAUUCAUUCCCGUACGAAAUCAGGAACUACCAACAUUAGCAGGACCAAAGUUAAGCAUUAAUCAAUCACAACGUAUCGCACCACCACCUUACAAUCCUCAGUAUCACUAA